Messenger RNA from Penicillium macrosclerotiorum, 1197 nucleotides. RefSeq names its product SRR1 family protein. Lineage: Eukaryota; Fungi; Ascomycota; Eurotiomycetes; Eurotiales; Aspergillaceae. The transcript has 3 exons. The coding region runs from base 1 to 1197 and encodes 398 amino acids. The record is from RefSeq and is a predicted model, not a curated record.
AUGAGUGACGACAUGGACGAAGACUACGAGGCUAUCAUGAGCUCGACGUCACAACAGUCUUACACAACCUGGGCAGUCAUUAAGGGCACCUUGAUUGAUCCACGUGAAACAGGAACCAAGGAACAGGCAAUCGCCCAUAUAGAUGCAAUCUACGAGUCCGGUACCCCCUUUUUUACCAAGCGCGCAAUCCGUGCGCUCUGGGACCAGCUUAAGACUCAAACUGACCCCGGAGAUAAAAUUAUCACGAGAGACCUGACCGGUGCCAGAAUUGCAUGGACAGUAAAACUUGGAAAGUCUAUCAACCUCAUAUUCGGCGAGGACCAGGAGAAAGAAUAUUUUCGCCCAAAGUUGAUGCUUCGGAUGCGUUUUCAAUGCAAUUUGCAGCUAACACCACCCAGCAAAGAGUCCGGGGUAGGGUACAGAUCCAGAGCGUCCCUUAAAAGCUCGUUACACUGGUUUGGUGCUGAGGACUCGGCUUACGAGCCCCUGUGUUUGAUGUACCGGAUACUCCAAAUUGACCCCAGUAGUGAGGCUAAGAGUAUUAUUCCUGAUGAGGAGAUACCAGACCGUGACAUGGUGGCCAAGGAUUUUAGAGAGAAGAGACUGGUGUGGGAAGAAAGUGAGGCGUGCCAGCGCCUUAAAUUGAUUUUGGCUUCAGAGGUCAGCAGCCACGAUAUCAAUAAGAUCGUUGGGCUAGCUUGUGGUAGCCUUGCCUUACCAAAUAACGAAAAAGCUGCGGAACAAACUGCGUUACUAUGCACUGUGAGGGAGUGGCUGAAAGAACGAGACCAGACCGAUGGUAUCUCCUCUUAUAUCCAGGACCCAAUGAACACCUCUGUGGACCGGGAAGUUCUCGCAGAUAUCGGGUUCGAGAUGAUUGACGAUCCACGCGGCUGGCUUGAGAUCGACGAGCGAUCAGUCGUGCUUUCGGUGGCCCCAAAUGUACCUGUCAAGGAAAUCAUUGCGGACACCGCUAGGCCCGCCGUUGUAAUAUGGAAUCGGGUUGAAAAUGAUGAUAAGGACUCGACUGACCCAGACUCGCCCCGCGUUCGGAAAAUGAUGACAGGUUAUAAGUUGCUAGAAUUUGGAGACGAAGAGACAUGGUCGAAUGUGGUAAUCUACACUCGGAUAUCCAAGGUGCCCCCAAUUCCCCGAGAAGAUGGUACAUUCCAGGACUCGCCCCUUGAUGAUGAAUAA